GUUGUUGGCUAAAUAAUUCUUUUGUGAUGUUUAUGAUGUGAAGGAUUUGAAGAACAGUGUUAGCUCUACAGUCAACUACUGUGAAUGAUUUUGAUAAACUGUGCUCGAUUAUCACCAAUCUUCAAUAAUUGGUAGAGUUUCAGAUAUGGACUAUGAGGUAGAAAAUACCUACCCAACAAUGGAACCACCACCACAAGAAAAACCUAGGCUCACACCCUCCACACCUUGGCCUCAAUUCAAGCCACCUGAGAUUACAGACUACCCAAUUCUUUCACGACCAUCAAGAACACAGAGACAACCACCUCCAGGCUUCCCUGAGCUUCCAGCCUGUCCAGUUACUGCUCAGUUGAGACCACGAAGACCACCACAUCCAGGCUUCCCUGAGCUUCCAGCCAGCCCAAAUUUUGAUGAGUCGUCGAUAUCAUGGGAUCCACCACCUCCAGGCAUCCCUGACCUUCCAGCCAGCCCAGUUACUGAUCAGUUGAGACCACGGAGACCACCACUUCCAGGCUGCCCUGAGCUUCCAGCCUGCCCGGUUACUGAUCAGUUGAGACCACGAAGACCACCUCCUCAAGGCUUCCCUGAACUUCCAGCCUGCCUAGUUAUUCUUCAGUUGAGACCAUGGAGACCACCACCUACAGGCUUCCCUGAGCUUCCAGCCUGCCUAGUUAUUCUCCAGUUGAGACCACGAAGACCACCUCCUCAAGGCUUCCCUGAACUUCCAGCCUGCCUAGUUAUUCUUCAGUUGAGACCACAGAGAUCACCACCUCCAGGCUUCCCUGAGCUUCCAGCCUGCCUAGUUAUUCUCCAGUUGAGACCACGAAGACCAACACCUCCAGGCUUCCCUGAACUUCCAGCCUGCCUAGUUAUUCUUCAGUUAAGACCAUGGAGACCACCACCUCCAGGCUCCCCUGAGCUUCCAGCCUGCCUAGUUAUUCUUCAGUUGAGACCACGGAGACCACCACCUCUAGGCUUCCCUGAGCUUCCAGCCUGCCCGGCCAUUGUUCAGUUGAGACCACAGAGUUCACCACCUCCAGGCUUCCCUGAGCUUCCAGCCUGCCCGGUUACUGAUCAGUUGAGACCAUGGAGACCACCACCUCCAGGCUUCCCUGAGCUUCCAGCCUGCCCGGUUAUUCUUCAGUUGAGACCAUGGAGACCACCACCUCCAGGCUUCCCUGAGCUUCCAGCCUGCCCGGUUAUUCUUCAGUUGAAACCAUGGAGACCACCACCUCCAGGCUUCCCUGAGCUUCCAGCCUGCCCGGUCAUUGUUCAGUUGAGACCACAAAUACCACCACCACCAGGCUUCCCUGAGCUUCCAGCCUGCCCGGUUAUUCUUCAGUUGAGACCAUGGAGACCACCACCUCCAGGCUUCCCUGAGCUUCCAGCCUGCCCGGUUAUUCUUCAGUUGAGACCAUGGAGACCACCACCUCCAGGCUUCCCUGAGCUUCCAGCCUGCCCAGUUAUUCUUCAGUUGAGACCAUGGAGACCACCACCUCCAGGCUUCCCUGAGCUUCCAGCCUGCCCGGUUAUUCUUCAGUUGAGACCAUGGAGACCACCACCUCCAGGCUUCCCUGAGCUUCCAGCCUGCCCGGUCAUUGUUCAGUUGAUACCACAAAUACCACCACCUCCAGGCUUCCCUGAGCUUCCAGCCUGCCCGGUUAUUCUUCAGUUGAGACCAUGGAGACCACCACCUCCAGGCUUCCCUGAGCUUCCAGCCUGCCCGGUUAUUGUUCAGUUGAGACCAUGGAGACCACCACCUCCAGGCUUCCCUGAGCUUCCAGCCUGCCCGGUCAUUGUUCAGUUGAGACCACGGAUACCACCACCUCCAGGCUUCCCUGAGCUUCCAGGCUGCCCAAUUUUUGCUGAGUCAUCGAUACUACAGAGACCACCACAUCCAGGCUCCUUUGAUGAUGCUCCCAGCUUGUGA
Nilaparvata lugens (brown planthopper) is the source of this 1927-nucleotide messenger RNA. RefSeq names its product basic proline-rich protein-like. The transcript is spliced from 2 exons. The record is from RefSeq and is a predicted model, not a curated record. Bases 146 to 1927 code for a protein of 593 amino acids. NCBI's taxonomy places the organism in Eukaryota, Metazoa, Arthropoda, Insecta, Hemiptera, Delphacidae.